Messenger RNA from Triticum aestivum (bread wheat), 846 nucleotides. RefSeq names its product heat shock protein sti1 homolog. The record is from RefSeq and is a predicted model, not a curated record. The transcript is spliced from 4 exons. Gene Ontology annotation, molecular function: protein binding. NCBI's taxonomy places the organism in Eukaryota, Viridiplantae, Streptophyta, Magnoliopsida, Poales, Poaceae. The coding region runs from base 28 to 441 and encodes 137 amino acids.
CUCCAUCUUAUUUGAUACGUAUUAUUUAUGGUUCAGGACGAACAAGUGAAUGAAAGGAAAAUAUCACAAUUGAAGUCAUUUGCGAGUAAAGCAAUCGAGAGAAAUGAUUACAUUUCUGCAUCAGCGUUCUAUACCAAGGCAAUAGAUGUUGACCCUAACGAUGCAACCUUGUUCUCAAACAGGAGCCUUUGUUGGCUCCGCACUGGUGAUGGACCAAAGGCUCUGUUGGAUGCUCUUCACAGCAGAGAAAUGCGGCCUGACUGGCCAAAGGCCUGCUACCGGCAGGGCGCAGCUCUGAUGUUACUGAAGGACUACAAGAGCGCAUGUGGAGCGCUUCUUGAUGGAUUCAAGUUGGACAUGGAAAAUGCUGAGAUGGAGUGUGCAAUACGGGAGGCGAUGGAAUCUUUGAAGAUAUCAAAAGGCAACACCAAGGCAACAUGAGGUGAACCUGAGCUUGCACUUGUGUUGACGAUGGAUGAAGACCAAGUCACCUCUCGUGAAAAAAAACGCCAUCCUCUAUUCAACUCAAGUCAUGACCGUUGAAAUAUUGCAAAGCCUUUUUUUCUCUGCAAAGUUGCUUUCGUGCACUAGUGUGGAGCAAUACGUGCUCGAUAUGUUUGAAUAACUUGCUUGGUGGAUAAUGGAAGUGCUCGUUUGUUAUCUCUACUGACUGUCCGGUAAUGUUGGUAGCAAAUGACUUGAUUUUUUCGCUUUCUCGUAUACGUCUGUCAUCUGCGCUAUCUAUCAUCUGCGCGCGUACAUAUGUAUGUAUGGAUCCUGACGGUGAGGUUUCCUUGCCUUGUUGCCACAGCUCCACUUGGUCGCAAUGGCAACAUCUUGUAUGUA